AUGGCUCAGCCCAGACUCCAGCUCGACCUCAGCCGGCUGACCAGCGAUGGCACCACUCUGGGACCUAGCAGACGCAUCUACUACCCAUUGGCAGACUCGCACAUGCUUAAGCUCCUGACCAUGCGCUUCAACGAGAGUGCGACCAGCGUUCUGUACUGGGGUAUCGAAAUGGAGUUCGUUGGAGCCCUCCCUCAUGGCUUCUCAGAGUGGACCCAUGAUACAUCGGGCCAAGGUGUCACAAUCAACGAGGUCUUCGGCUCCCCUCGCAACAUCAGAUACCGCUCUGGCUCUCACUUCUUGGGCCAUGUGGAGGAGAUCAUGCGCGCCAACGAGAACACCAUUCGCGUCCAGAUCCAGAACUACCAGCCCAACAACGCUCAGAACAACAGUCAGAUGCAUGUUCAAAACACCGCUAUCAACUGCGGCUGCUGA
Messenger RNA from Aureobasidium namibiae CBS 147.97, 432 nucleotides. RefSeq lists its product as uncharacterized. The coding region runs from base 1 to 432 and encodes 143 amino acids. Lineage: Eukaryota; Fungi; Ascomycota; Dothideomycetes; Dothideales; Saccotheciaceae. The record is from RefSeq and is a predicted model, not a curated record. The transcript has 2 exons.